AUGUCAGCAAAACUCCAACGAAGAGCAAGUAUCGGUGGGAUACGAGAUCGAAAUGCCGAUUCGUCUGAGAUGACUCUAGACGAUUAUUAUCAUAUGGUAGCAAAAACUAUCCUAUGCAAUCAAAAUCCGCUAACCGGACUUUUUGCUGCUGGAAAAGAUACUGAUCAUGCUUGGGUACGAGAUAAUGUCUAUGCAAUCAUGGCUGUAUGGGGUUUAUCUCUUUCCUACAAAAAACAUCUGGAUCAAAUGGAAAAUUGGACGAAAUGUUACGAAUUAGAACAAAGUGUUGUGAAAACAAUGCGUGGAUUGUUAACGUGUAUGAUGAAACAAGUAGACAAAGUGGAAAAGUUUAAAUCAACGUUAAGUCGAGAUGAUGCUUUACAUGCCAAAUAUUCUUCUGUAACCGGUAAUACAGCAGUAGCAGACAAUGAAUGGGGACAUUUGCAAUUAGAUGCUACAUCAUUAUACUUACUAAUGCUCGGUGAAAUGACUUCGUCAGGUUUACGUAUUGUUUACACACUUGAUGAAGUUGAUUUUGUUCAAAAUCUGAUCUUCUACAUUGAACAAUCGUACAUGAUUCCAGAUUAUGGCAUUUGGGAACGAGGGGAUAAGACGAAUCAUGGCUAUCCAGAGCUGAAUUCAAGUUCAGUUGGAAUGGCUAAAGCAGCAUUGGAAGCAAUGAAUGAAUUAGAUCUAUUCGGUAGCAACGGUGGUCCACGUUCGCUCAUACAUGUCUCAUCAGAUUAUAUCUAUUGGUGUCAUUCAGUACUUAAAUCUAUGUUACCGCGUGAAUCGUUUUCCAAAGAAACAGAUGCAUCGUUACUGACUAUAAUCAGUUAUCCAGCCUUUAGUAUUGAAGACUUGGAUUUAGUCACAGAAACCAAAACAGGCGUGAUCUCGAAAUUACAAGGUCGUUAUGGUCUAUCAAGAUUCUUACGCGAUGGACAUCGGACACCACUUGAGAAUGCUCAUAAACUACAUUAUGAUCCACAUGAACUCAAGCAAUUUGAAAGAAUCGAAUGUGAAUGGCCACUAUUUUUUUGUUAUUUAAUUCUCGAUGGAUUAUUUCACGAAAAUGAAAAUCAGGUCGCACUCUAUGGUGGCCUUCUCGAAGAAUGUAUUAUUAGAGACCCAGAUGGUAUACAAAUUAUACCAGAAUUAUAUGCUGUACCUGGUGAUCGCGUCGAAGAUGAAAAGCGUGAUCCACAUAGUACAAACCGAAUACCAAUGGGUCGCAUACCACAUAUGUGGGGCCAAUCACUCUUUAUUUUAGCCAUGCUUGUUAAAGAAGGAUUUUUGGCACCCGGUGAACUUGAUCCACUAAACCGACGUCUUAUAACAGAACCUAAGCCCGAAGGUUUUGUACAAGUGUGUGUUCUAACUGAUAGCGAAGCAAUUCAUUCAAAACUAUCGUCUGUUGGCAUACAUAUACAACAAAUCAAAGAUCUGGAAUUAAUACAAGUACGGUCUGUCCAAGUUCUACAGAACAUCUAUUCACAUCUCGGAAAAAAUGAGCGUCUUGGUCUUACGGGUCGUCCAUCAUUCGAGAUGGGUCCAUUUUCCACAUCGAAACUAUAUACCAUUUGCGGAAGGACACUAGCAUUUACUCCAUCGUUUAUGGAUCAACAUAUGUUCUAUUUGGCAUCUGAUAUCGAUUAUAUUAUUGAUCGGUUUCGUACUUACCUUUCAUUUUUGAAUAAAAACUGGAACAAUAUCACCGGACGACCUGUCGUAAUCAUUGUUCUUCGUUCAGAUUUGCUUGAAGCUGAACCUAUACCAAAGAAUGUGAUUCAAACGUUGAAAAAAUUGAAAACAGGUUACACGAACGGUGUUCGAGUACAAAUGGGCAAACUGGAAGAUUUCAUCAAUACAUCAUGUGUCACAAGUCUUGAUUUUGUCUUUCGCGAAGAUGAUGAUGAAGACUCCGAAGAUAAACUAAUCGACUUACUUCAAUCAAACUCCGAAUUCAAUCAAACAUCGAACUUCCUCACACAUCAAAAUCAAGACUAUCGUUACCAAAAACGAUAUAAAAUCCGAAAACUAGCACAAAUACGUGGUGCGGUCAAGCGUAGUUACAGUUACAGUCAUCAUGCUAAUGACAAUACUGUCGUACAAAAUAUUCUCAAUUCCAGCAAUAUGGAUGAUCAAGACGAUCAAACAGACACCAAUGUUCUAAAUCACAUUCGAGCGGAUGGACAUACAUUAUCAACAUCGUGUCGACGAGACAAUCUGUUAAGAGACAAAGACGUGCAGGAUAUUAUUGAACUUCUGGCACAUGCAUCAUCGAUACAAGAUCAAGCGGACAUUUUGCAUUAUCUCUGUAUGAAUAAGGGUAUUGACUUUGAAUUUGAACAUAAUGGACAUCGUGUAACAGUACGUGAUCUAAUUCAAGAAUUAUACUCUCGUGCGUGUAAACAACGCGUCUGGUGGUGUGUUCGUCAUUGUGCCGGUAUGUUAAGAAUGCGCAAUGAAAGUAUCGCCCAAAGUUUAAUCGCUAUACUUGCCCAGCAAAAACAGUUGACAAUCGGUUUACCACCAGCACCGCGUGAAUUCGUUCUUACAAGUCCAAUGACUGUUGAACAGCUAUAUAAUACGAUUGUCACGGCAACUGGCAACGAUCCGACAAUGGUGAUGUUAACACAAGAAAUUCUCGUAUUUUUACAUACAUUCAUCAGCACGGAACCGCAAUUAUUUGCUGGUAUGAUUCGUAUUCGUGUUGGACUCAUCGUUCAAGUGAUGUUGGGAGAAUUAAAACGUACGCUACAAUCAUCGGACGAAGACACAACAGAUCAUUUAUUAAAUUUGAGUCCACACGAAAUCAAAUGUUUGUUACAUAUCAUAUUAAGUGGUAAAGAAUUCGGUAUAACUGAACAUUCAACAAAACCAGCACCGGAGUUAGCGGACUUACCUAAACAGGAACGUGACAUGCGUAUUAUACGAAAUGAAAUCAAGGAAGCAAGCACGAGAAAGUUGAGUGUACAUUUGAAUUGGGUUGAUCAUCCGUUAGAAGACGAAGACGAUGAUAUUGGAAAACACGGCCAAUGGAUUCGUCGACGACGGCUCGAUGGUGCAUUGAACCGUGUACCGGUUCGCUUCUAUGGACAAGUUUGGCAAACAUUAGAGAAGUGUAAAGGUAUUAAAAUAGCUGAUUACAUUCUAUACAACAGUUUAACACAAGAAAUGACUCAAGAAGAAAUAAAAUUUGCGCUGCGUGUUGAAGAAGCACUCAAUCGUGUGCCAUUCACUGAAUACCGACAAUUGAUUGUUGAAGCUUGUGUGAUAUUUACUUCAAUUGCUUUGGGUGAUGCUCGGUUUCAUUGGGAUGAAAUCAUCAGCAUUGAAGAGAUUGUCUCGAAAGCAAAUGAAAUAUUUCUACAAGAUCAACGCGUAUCAGGUGGUGAUGCAAUCAAAUGCUGUGCAAAUGGAAAUCCGUGUGGAUCGGCAGCUGGUAUAUGUUUGCAUUUCUACGAUUCUGCACCGAGUGGCCGAUUCGGAACAAUAAAUUAUUUCUUACGAGCACUCCUACAAAUCUUACGCGUCGAUGAAACAACUGUCUGCUCCAUCAGUUAA
Molecule: messenger RNA, 3570 nt
Organism: Adineta ricciae
Lineage: Eukaryota; Metazoa; Rotifera; Eurotatoria; Adinetida; Adinetidae
Source: the annotation of a GenBank genome assembly